Molecule: messenger RNA, 6298 nt
Organism: Meloidogyne enterolobii
Lineage: Eukaryota; Metazoa; Nematoda; Chromadorea; Rhabditida; Meloidogynidae
Source: the annotation of a GenBank genome assembly
AAUGUCAAACGGUCACCAACAGCAAAUAAUAACCGAAAAUAAUAAUAAUCCAAAUAUUCGUCGAUAUAUUUCUCAACUUUAUGUUAUUCCCGCAGUUGAUGCCUCCGAAGCUGGAAAAGGACAAUUAGAAAUUUCUGUUAAUCAAGGACAAGUUCCAAAUAAUGUUCAAAUGCAAGACGCGGGUCGUUGUCUUGUAACAUUUAUUCCUCAACAUGCUGGAACUUAUGUUAUUGAUGUUACUUUUAAUGGACUUCAAGUACAUGGAUGUCCAAUAAAAGUAGAUGUACGAGAGAGACAAGUUGGAAAACCAGUUACUGCUUCCCCUCCUCCAACACGCGGCCCUUCAUCUUCUGCCUAUUUUUCAUCAGCAUCCCCUCAAGCAGCACCUUCUCCUUCUUAUACAGCAGCAGCACCCUCUCCAUCAUCUACUCCACAACUUCCCCGUUCUCCCCCACUUGUUGCUGGAGUGGAAGCAGCAUUGUUAGGGGGUUACACUGUAGCUCAAUAUGGAAAUGGAGGUGGUGGAGGAAUACCUUCUACUACAAAACUUAAGCCAUCCCCAUUAUCUACUCCGCCCUCUACACGUCCAAAACCAAAAUUAUUUGAAGAAAAAGAAAUACCAAUAUCUAGACCAUCAAUGCCAGAAGCUGCUCAACUCGAAAUGACUCGUUCGGCUGAAAUGACUCUUUUUAGAGAUAUUCCGAAAACACCGGUUACUACACCUGUUGAGACUGGAAGGGAAAUACCUAUUCAACAUUCCUUUGAACGAAUUCCUCCCGAACAUUACCAACCAAAAGAAAAUCCAAUAAAAAUAACACAAAAAUUCAAUGAUUUACCUUAUGCCCCAUUAGAUCAAAAUAUUAAAAAAACUUUGGAAUUAUUAAAUCAACAACAACAACAAGGAAUUAUUAGGGAACGAGAAAUUAUUGCCCCUCCAAUUUCCUCUUCUGCUAUUUCACCGAUAUCUACAGAAAGUGGAGCACCUCAAAUACAAACCCACAUUGUUGAUCCAUACAGUUCAGAUAUAGAAGCAAUGACUCCAGGCACUCGUAGAAGAUUAUUAGAACAUUCUGUUUAUAAAGCAGCAGAAUUAAAAGAAACACCGACAGACCACGAAGAAUCAGAAACCGCUUUAAGUUCAAAACAAUCCUCUAAAGCAACCACACCAAAAUUAAGUUUAAAAUUCCGUGGAAGUAAAGACAAAGUUGGGUCUAUAACACCCCCAACAAUGACUACAGCAACCAUUUCUGCUGCUACAGCAAGUGAUGCUUUUGACUGGGGAAAGUCUAAAAUUGCCAGUAAACAUGAGGUUGUUCGCCGAGGUAAAGAAGUGGAUGUCCGAAUAGAUUCACUCAAACUUGGAAAGGAAGACCAACUUUACGUAAUUGUUUUACCGCCAGGAAUUAUUCCCCGUCAAAAUAUGCCUAAUGAAUUACCGACAUCAGAACAAGCAUUACCUCAUAAAUUGAAAAAGUCUGGGACUAAAUCUUGGGAAAUUAGUUUUCGUCCUUCUGUUGUUGGGACACACAAAGUCCAUUUAUUUGUCAACACAAUUCCACACCCUCAAUCACCAUUUCCUAUUCGUGUUUACGACGCCUCACAAAUUGUAGUUGGAGAUAUUGUCCGUCAAAGUGUUCUAAACGACACCGUAGAAUUUACAGUAGAUGCUGGACGUGCCGGUUUUGGAAAUUUGGAAAUGGCAAUUAAAGAUAAUGAAGGGAUAAUAAUACCUUCACAUGUUAGCCAAUUAGAAGCUGGGGCAGCUAAAUUUCUUGUUACUUUUACUCCUAAUUUACCAGGAACUCAUACAGUACAUAUUACAUUUAAUAAAGAAGUUGUGACUGGAAGUCCUUUUGAAGUACAUAUUGUUGAACCACAAAUACUUGGACAAGAAUCUCAAAUUUCGAAAAAAAGUAAAAAGAAGGACAAAAAAAGUAAAGAAAAACAUUCUUUAAAUGGAACACAAAGAGGGGAACCUCCAACAGCUGCAAUGUCCCCAACAGCUAGUGGAAGACCGAUGGUUAGCAAAUUACCCUCUUUAAGCCGUGUUGGACAACCAGUUGAUUUAUUGGUUACGUUAUCAAGACCUGAUGAUUUGGUACAGGCACAAGUUUUUGAUUUGGACAGAGAACCAUUAAAUAUAGAAACAUUCCCCGAUUAUUCUAACAAUACUUGCAAAUUACAAUUUAUUCCAAAACGUGUUGGAGAUCAUGAAGUAGAAAUUCGGGUUGCUGGGACCGAAAUUGAUGGUUCUCCUUUUACUUGUCGUGUAUAUGAUCCAACAAAAAUUUUGGUUGGGAAUAUACCUGAUGGGGCUGUUGACAAACCUGUUAGUUUUGUUGUUGAUGCGAGUCAAGCAGGUGUUGGCAAUUUAGAAGUGGCUGUAAAUGAAGGGAAAAUUCCCUCGAUGGCUUAUGCUCUAGGACAACACAAAUACGAAAUUACAUUUAUACCUAAAGAUCCAAUAGAUCAUCGAGUAUCUGUUCGAUUUAAUAAUGAAUAUGUCCCGGGUUCUCCAUUUCUUUGUCGUUUAAUUAAUACUUCUUCUACCCCUUCCUCUCCUCCCCAACAACAACAAUUACCACAGAAACAACUUUCAUCCCCAAAAUCAUCACCCCCUCGCCAAAUAGGAGCAUCAGGUGCAGGUUUAGAACGUAUUCCUGUUGGACAACCAACAGAAUUUUUUGUUGAUGGGCAGUCUUUGAUUGAAGGAAUACAAACAACCACAACAGAUUUAUUGCCCAAAGUUCAAAUAAUUGACCCAAGAGGUGAACUUUUACCUGUAGAUAUAGCUGCUUAUGAAGAAGAACCUAGUCGUUCUAUUAUUCGUUACACACCAAAAAGUAUUUUUGUUAAAUUAAAUAAUCAACCAAUUCCUGGUUCUCCUUUCAUAGCAAAAGCUUUUGAUGCAAGCUGUGUUGGGCGUUCUUGCGCUUUUACAAUAGAUGCAGCUAAGGCUGGGGCUGGUAAUAUGGAAAUUAUUGUGAGCGUGGAAAAGAGAAAUGUUCCAAAUUAUGUACAACCAGAAGGGCAAGCUAAAUUUAGAGUUACUUUUACUCCACAAGAAGCUCUAGAACAUUUAAUUAGUGUGAAAUUUAAUGGAAUAUCUGUUCCUGGAAGCCCUCUUUGUUGUCCAAUCCAACCAUCUUCUGUCCAACGUUCUCCUCGACCUGUUAGAGCCGGUACUGAAUUACCUAUUCAACAACAAUUAGAGGAACAACAACAAUUACUUGUUGUUCCACAACAGCCAACAUCUGUUGAGACUAAGGGAGAGGAGGAAGAGGAAAUUAAACUUGUUGGAGAUUUGGCUAGUGCAAUUGUUGAUGAACCUAAACGAUUUAGUAUUGAUGCCCCGCCAGGAAUUGGAAGAAAAGUUGAAUGUAAUGUUAUUGUUGUUGGACCGCACAAACGACGUAUUCCGGUGGAUAAACAACGUGUAGAUGGUGGAAGUUUUGAUAUUACUUUUACGCCGACCCAAAUUGGAAAUUAUCACAUCGAUAUCCAAAUUAACGGCAAAUCCUUAGCUAUAUGUCCAAUUCUUUGUAAAUGUUUUGAUUCGAGAAAAAUGCCAAAAAUAACCAAUGGAGAAGGGGAACCUUUACAGAAAGGAAAUAAAUGGAAUGGGCCUUUUUGUGGAAAAGAUUUUAUGUUUGAAGUUAAAUUACCAAAAAGAACAAAAAAAGACCAACUUAUAACAGAAAUGUUUGCCUUCCCUUUAAUUCAACAACAACACAAACAACAACAAAAAAUAAAUAUUCCAGUUAAUUUAGAUAUGCAUCCAAAUGGGGAAAGUGCUCUAUGUUCGUUUAGAGCAUUGCCUAAACCACACAAUUAUUUGUUUACACUUUAUCGAGAUGCCUGUAUACUAGAUGAACGUUCAUUUGACGCUAUUCCAGAAUCUUCUAAUGACGAACCAAUCAAACUUGUUGAAUUUAUUCAGCCAGUUUUGGUUGAACAUUCUGCACGUUUUUUGUUGGCUAAAACUGGGAAGAAUAUUAAAUUAUUGGAUGAGGAUGGAUUGCCUGAAUUACAAAUUUUUGAUAUUCUUGGCAACGAAUUACCAGUACAUAUUCGAAUAAUUGAUGGAAAUACGAUCCGUGCAGAUUGGCAGCCGCAAACAGAAGGGAAGCACCAAUUAUUUAUUCGAGAUCGUUUUGGAAAUAAUUUAUGUGGAUCCCCUCUAAUUAUUAAUGUACUUGACCUUUCGGCUGUCAGAGUUAUUGGAUUGAGAAAUGGGGAUGUUGUUGGGGUUGAACAGAAAUUUACUCUUGAUUGGUCUAAUUCGGGUGGACAAAGUGCUUCUGUCUCUAUUUGUCAUAAAUCUGAUAAUGAACCGGUUAAAAGUCUAAUGAUGAAAAGAGUUAAGAAAGGUAUUCAUUCAAUUGCUUUCACACCUCGAUUACCUGGAUUACAUUUAAUUACAGCAAAAAUUGAUGGAGUUGAAUUGCCUGAAUGUCCAUAUGAAUGUAUAAUUAGCGAUCGAGGUUCUCCACGUGCUCGUGGUGAUGCACUUAACAGAGCUCAAAGAGGGAAAACUGCUCGGUUUGAAGUUAGUCCAGGCACAAGUGGAAGUGGAGCGACAGAAUUGGAUGUUAUAGUAACUAAUCCCCAGGGCAGUCCACUUCCUGUUCGUUGUUAUAAACAACAAGAUGAUAGUUAUUGGGUUGAAUUUACUCCAGAAAUUUGUGGUCCACAUCGUAUUGAAGUUACUUUUGGUGAUGAACCCCUUAUUGGUUCACCUUUCCUAUGUGAAGUAAUAGACCCAAAACGGGUUUAUGUACGUGGUAUAGACCGUCCAUUUUCUUUAAGGACAUUAUCUAAUUUUAUUGUUUCUCGAAAAGCAGCAGGAGAUGGGGCUUUAAAUGUUGAAUUAGUUGAUUCACAAAAUGAGACAUUAAAAUUAGAUAGGACUAAAAAUUCUGUCGGUGAAGAUUCCUUUACUUUCCUCCCAACACGCCUCGGUGUUCAUCGUUUAUCUGUCCGUUUAGCUGGUUUUGCCAUUCCCUCCUCUCCAUUCCAAAUUGUUGUGGAAGAACAAAAAACUUCCCCUACCGUUUAUGGUGCUGCUUUAGAUUAUUCAAUUGAAAGGGCACAGCAAGCUUCAAUGAUUUUUGAUGCAAAUAAACAGCCUGGGGGGUUAAAGGUUGAAGUAAAAAGUCCUAGUGGUGAGAAAGUUCGUUAUACAACAAAUAGAAGACCCGAUGAAACAACAGAAAUUGCUUUUAGACCACAAGAAAUUGGAAUAUAUGAAGUUAAUAUUGAAUUUAAUAAUCGUUUAGUUAAUGGUUUGUUUCUAAAAAUCAUUCGAAAAAAAUUCUCUAAAUUUUUAGGGAGUCCAUUUCCAGUAACGGUUGUUGACCCAACAAAAGUUUUAAUUAUUUCUGAUGAUAGAAAACAAAUUAUUAGGCCAGAUGGAAUGUUACAAUUAUUUGUUGGUCAAAGAAAUGUUAUUAAUUUGGAUUGUAGUGAGGCUGGACCUGCAAAAAUCAGAGCUGAAGUUAGGGAUGCCGAUGGGGAAUUAUUACCUUUAGAACAACAAACACAAGUACAUCCUUUGGAUAAUGGAAAAUUCCAAUUAUUAUUUACUCCUCGCAAAUCUGGAAAAUAUAAAAUUUAUUUAUAUUGUUCUGAAUUGGUUGUUCCAAAUGCUUACCCAAUACUUGCAAUUGCUGAACAAUCUAAUAAAAUGCCAACACACGUAUCAGAAAUGAAUGGAGAACGGCAAAGAAGACAUAAGGAAGUUGUUGAAGAAGCAGCAGAAAGUGAAAUAAUUGAAAGAAAAGAAUUAAUUUUGGGAAAUGAGGCUAUGGGAAAAUGUACAGCGACAUUACUUGGUGAUAGAGCUGAUAUUCCUGUUAAAUUGAGUGCUUUGGGAAAUCAAGGUGUUUAUACUCCAUUGGUUGAUGGUAAAUAUCAACUUUCUGUUAAAAUUGAUGGAAAUCAUGUUCCUGGAUCUCCCAGCAUUGUUAAUGUGAAAGCCCCUGAAAUUUCUCCAGCUCAAUUAAUUGAAGUAGAUGGACGUCCAUUAAAAAUGGGAAUUUUAGGAGAAGAUAUGCAAACAUUAAUAGAUGCUAGGAGAGCUGGACCAGGUCAAAUAUCUGCACAGUGUUCGGGUACAAGUCAAUUGGAAUAUUGUGAACUUUUGGAUAAUGGAGAUGGAACUUAUAUGUUACGUAUACAACCAAAAGAAUUAGGCAAACAUACACUUUCUGUUAAAUAUGAAAAUGAGCAUGUACGUGAUAGUCCAUUCACAUUCAAUGUGAACCAUCCACCAGACCCUUCAAAAGGCAAUUUUUAG